AUCUUUAUGUCCGCGACCGUACGCGAGCGACAAGGUACAAUCUCGGCAGAAAGCGCAAGAAUGUCGAAAAAUUCGCGUAUCGCGGGAGCAAUCAUGCGACGACGGAGUGUACUGCAUACUGCACACGCUCGCGGAGAUAAAAGAAUGACUGUCUAGCCUGCCGUGAAAGAAAGCGCUGCGUUACGUGAAAGCGGAGAGGUUCUCUUUAUGAGGAUGCCUCAAAUCAUGGCAGAGGCAUUCGCGAGAGGACUGGUGGACAAGAUAAUGCUGGAAGUUCUGGACGUCAUAGACCGCGACACAGAGGACGGCAAAUCCUGGGAGCAGCCGGUCGACGAGGAGGCCGGCGACGGCCAGUCGGAACUCACGAGGACUCAAGCGCGUGAACGCACACGCGUGGGCUACAGCAAAGCCGAAGAGAUGGCGGCGAUCGCGCAGAUUGUUUGCGACCUGCGCGACAUACAGAUCGGAGAUUCGUGUUACGUGCUACCGCCGCCAUUGUUGGCACUCGAGAAACAGGUGAAAGACGCCGCGAGCAACAUCGACAGCGCGUCGCGCGCGAGCCAGUCCGAUGACGUCGUGGGGACGACGCGCGCGACUCAGGGUCAAGGCGACACGCAGCAGAUCGUGCACACGGCAGUCCCCGAGUCACCGGCCGAGCCGGCGGAGGCUGUCCGGAAGGAGAAGGAGAGCGGAGUCGUCGGAGAGGCGGCCAACGUGUCCGUCGGCCUGCUGCACCAGCUGAUCGCGGAACUGGAGAACAAGUCAACGGCGGCCAACGCCGCCAACAAAGCUGUCUCCGCUCCGACCAAGGAGCGUGUCGCGUGUUGGGAGGAGAAGGAAGAACGGUUCAUCAGGAUCAUCGAACGCACUGGAAACCAGCUGGAGACGACGACGGACGUUCUCGGAGCGAGCGAGUCGACCGACUACCUCCGUGACGUCGAGCUGCGACAUGAGGAACCGGCUGGUGAACUCAAGUCCCGGUCGAGCCAGCAAGCGGCAUCCACCUCGAGGGAAAACUGCCUUGAAGAGGUGCGGAUCGAGAGGUACGAGUCGAGCCCGCUGUCGGCGUCAAAGUCGCGGCGCGACGUCGUGGUGGAGGAGAUCUUGACGAUGGACGACGAAGUCGAGGCGCGAAAGGCGUCCGGAGAAGCGACGAUGACGAUGACUGCGACGAUGAGGAAGAAGAAGAAGAGAGGCCUCGUUGGGAGGCUGAGGAAGUUCUUUCGCGCAUUCUUCAGCCGGAAGAAUUGACCCGGAGGAGGAGGAGGA
Molecule: messenger RNA, 1269 nt
Organism: Harpegnathos saltator (Jerdon's jumping ant)
Lineage: Eukaryota; Metazoa; Arthropoda; Insecta; Hymenoptera; Formicidae
Exons: 3
Coding region: 208-1251 (347 amino acids)
Source: RefSeq, a predicted model, not a curated record